Messenger RNA from Oryzias latipes (Japanese medaka), 3594 nucleotides. The record is from RefSeq and is a predicted model, not a curated record. Lineage: Eukaryota; Metazoa; Chordata; Actinopteri; Beloniformes; Adrianichthyidae.
UGCACAUGAAACUGCGCAGCCGCAGCAGCCAUAGACGGAUGUUUGUGCACAGAGACCAGCGUUGGGUUUCCUUUGACAACCAAAAUGCUGCUUCAUGGUUAAACGUUUGUCCUGCUCCUGUUGGUCAGAGACGAGCAGCAGCUGAUGUUUGUUUUGGUUUAGGGUGAGAAGCUGCUGUGGACAGAAACGUGCUGCAGAUGGUCUGCAGACGUGCAGCAGACGUACCGCAGACGUGCUGCAGACAUGCUGCAUAAGGUCUGCAGACAUACAGCAGAUGUGCUGCAGACGUUCUGCAGACAGGCGGUGGCUGGUCUGCAAGGUCUUUCUUUAAAAAGGAAGAAACUGUGUGAUGUUUGAACCUGCAGGUUCUUGGAUUUUAACUUGAAAUGUGACUCUUUCUCAUCUCCAUCCGUAGCGUUUGGCUGGUUUUAUCGCUAUGAGGGGAAACUUCCAUCACUCCGUAAGGUAUUUUCAGCAGUUUGCAGUGUGUGAGAGGGACCAGAAACCUCUAGACGAUUAGGAAGACGUCAGUCCCAGUAUCUCCCAGUUGGUGCAUGCCAUGCUGUGUGAUUUGCGUUGUUCAUUUAUCGGCGUUUUACUUGCAUUGGUUGACGGUGCACCUCAGAAAGGAGAGAAGAAGAAGAAAAAGAAGAAGAAGGUGUCCAACACCGACACGCUGCAGGAGCAGAAGAAGAACAAGAAGGAGAUGGAGUUUGAGCUGAAACUCGCCAAAGAGAAAGAGGAGAUGUACGAACGAGAAAAACAGCUGAAGAUCAAUCGGCUGGUCCAGGAGGUUUCAGAGACGGAGAGGGAGGACAUGGAGGAGUCGGAGAAAGUGCAGCACUGGGUGGAGCGUCUGUGUCAGACCCGGCUGGAGCAGAUCUCCUGUGUGGAGAACGAGUCAUCGGAGCUCUCCUCGCCGCGCUCUCCCGCCUCCGAGCCGAAGGUGAAGCGCUUCGCUGGGGGCCUCCACCUGGCCACCACCGACCUGGAUGACAUCAACCUGGACCAGGUGGACCAGAGCCUGAGGGGCCCCUUAAAAAAAUUGGCCCCCACUCAUCCUGGCACCAGCCAGCUGCCCCCUCCGCUGCCCCGCCCCCCGCCGUCACCGAAGCUGAACCCGACCGCCCCCACCCACCCUCCCAGCGCGUCCCGACUGGCUCCGCAGCGCCACAGACCCCCGUCUCCCCCCGCCGCCGUGAAGCCCGCCUCCGGCCCUUCAGCUGCCACUCACAGGGGGCGCAUGCCCCGCCCCCAGCCGUCACGGCCCCCAUCCUCCCACUACCCUCCCCCCUCCCAGACAGCAUGGCCUCCGUCGUCUCCUCAGCCCUCACGCCCUCCUCCACCUCCACCCCCGCCGCCCCCUCCGCCCCCACCACCCCCUCCCCCACAGCAUGCAGAGGUCCCCCACGGUGGUUACCGCCAUCAACACCAUCACCUCCAGCAUCCUCCCAGUCCUCCAGAGCACAGGAGCGAGUGGGAGACAGGCGGUUAUCUCCCCAGGGGGGGGCUUUACUCCUCCAACACCAGUGAAAUGUCCUACCCCCCCAGCCCUAAGGUCAGACUUCUGCAUGGCUUUGGUUCUGUGGUCUCGUUUCUCCUCGUAGCGGCUUUCUGCUGUGAAUUUGAUGCACAAAUCCAAGCAGUGACUUUUGACGUGACUUUGCUGGGGAGGCAGCCCCCCCACCCCCCAGCCUGAGUGUGCUUUGUUCUGGUGGGUGGGUGGGGUUUAAAGAAGCGCAUGUCGUGUGGCGUUGGAGUGUUUUCAGCAGCAGUGAUGCUGUGGCAUUUGCUGUGCCGUGGGGGGGGGGGCUUAAACUCUGCUCUGCUGGGGUGCAGGUGAUGAGAAACACCUCCCACGCCAGCCGCGUUUCCACUUCAAGCAGCAUGCUGGUGAGUCUCGUCUGGUGAAGACGGCGUCCGUCUUUUGGCGUCAAACGUUUAAGCUUUGCUUAUUUUAAUUUUUUUCUCUGGGGGGGGGUAAACCUGAUAGCAGCUGGCCCCCAGCCCUCCCAACCAGAGGCGACAGGUGACUCCUGUAAUGUCAAAGCCCGUCAUGCUGCCGCAGUCGCAGACUCACCGACCAGAGCCGCACAGAUCCGCCCACCGCCCUGACGGCCUGGUAAGAGACACACAGUUAAGCCCCGCCCCUCGUAGUCGCCCUGCUUAACGAGGCAGAAGAAACGGUUUUCCAUCAUCUGCCGUGGAUGUUCCAGGUCAGGGAACCAACCGGAGGUCUCCCCUCUUUUUUUGAGCUGCUCUGACUUAAUGCAGUCACACCUGAGAGACACCUGAGGCUUUUAGCGAGGAGAAAGCUGCUCCUGCUGCUCCUGCUGCUCCUGUUGCUCCUGCUGCUCCUGCUGCUCCUGCUGCUCCUGCUGCUCCUGCUGCUCCUGCUGCUCCUGCAGGAGGAAAUUCACCUCCACUCUGAAGGGUAUUUGUGUCAUGGGAGUCUGCAGCUGCAGAGACGAUGUUCCUAACGUGGUGUUCAGGCUGGACUGGAAAAGGCUGAAACUGAACCGUAGUAGAAACGAUGGCGUCUUCCUGCUGGUCCAGACCUGAAGCUCAACAUCAAACAGAAGCUGUUUUUUAAGGAUCUGUCUUUCUCUCCGGUUUUUGUGUUUCAGCCUCCAGAAAUGCUGAAACGGAUGGUCCCGUUUAACUCCUCCUUUAAGUCAAACAGCAAACAAGUAAAUCCACGCAGCUCCUGCAGUCCUCCUGCUCCUCCUGUCUUGACCCGUCUCCACGCUCGCAGACGCCGCUCCGGUUGUCUCUGCGGGCGGCGGCAUGGCAUGCAUGAGUUUGCUUUGAUUUGGAGCAGAUGCCAGCGGCCGUGGCCCCCCACAGAAGGCAGGAAGCUCCUCUUCCUGAACGGUCUCUAACAUGGACAGAACAGCAUGAAAUGAUUGGCGAUAGUUUCAAUUCCGUGUUUUCUAAAUUACAAAUGAGUUUGUCAGUGGAAAUCUUUUCCACAGCUGCUUUGAUCCUGACGGUUCCUUCUGUGCCGCCUGAGGUUCUGCAUGGGGGGGGUCAGACCUUCUGUCCGUUGUCCUACUAAGACCUGGUCUACGUGGCCCUGGUUGUUGGGUCAGAUGGAUCUGCUGAUUGGAGCUUCGUCCUCACAUCAGUUUGGGGGGCGAAGCUCCACCUGGACGCUGACACACAGAUGGAUGGAUCCAUGUUUGGAUCCACUUUUGCUGGAAGCUGCUCUUCCUCAGAUCAUUGAAAAGCUUUGCUCUCCUUCCUUCUGCUCUGCUGACCUUCCAGACUGAGACUGAGAGUCACGGCAAACCUCUGAAGUUUGAUGGGUUUUUUUCUCCUCGUGUGUUUCUGCUGCAAGGGACUGCAUGGAUGUGAGGUUCCCUCCAUGGAAACACACGGCUUUACUGAAGGUUCUCUGCGUGUGAGCAUGUUAGUAGAACGUAGUCGAGUCUUUCCUGGUUGUCAGAGGGAGAACCUCGCACUGCUGAAGGUUUGCUUUAACCUUCAUCACAGCACUGGUUUGUCAAAGGAAACCCGCUGCAGCUCUGACUCUUCUUCCCCCUUUUGCUGUAAUACUGAACUUAAACGGAUUUCUUGCUGUUUUUUUCUCUC